Hyalella azteca is the source of this 474-nucleotide messenger RNA. RefSeq lists its product as uncharacterized. The transcript has 3 exons. The record is from RefSeq and is a predicted model, not a curated record. Lineage: Eukaryota; Metazoa; Arthropoda; Malacostraca; Amphipoda; Hyalellidae. The coding region runs from base 47 to 424 and encodes 125 amino acids.
CACGGCACUGACGUCGGCCGAGCAGGCAAGCAGAGCUGCCGCUGGAAUGCGCGAUUAUGUGCUCGCUGGUGGCGUCGAGAGCUACUUGUUCGCGACGUGCUCCGCUCUCGCCAACACCGUCACGGGUGAACUGUUCUCCAUUGACCUCGGAGGCGGCAAAGAAUACCGCAGAUUUGCCCCCAAUAAUUCGCCUGCUGUUGAUUGGGUGAAGCUGAACGACAGCGGCGCAUCGACGGACAUCUUCGCCUGCUCGGACGCCGCGUUUGCAAUUAACGCUCUCGUGUUCAAGAUCAACGGCUCUUGUUAUGCAGGAGCCGCUAGUGGCAUAACUCUGUACGGCAUCCAGAACGACGAGCAGGACUGCGGUGACGCGCCUGCUGAAGUUGUCUACGCCAUGACGCCUCGUAAGUUGUCUACGCCAUGACGCCUCGUAAGUUGUCUACGUCAUGACGCCUCGUAAGUUGUCUACGUCAU